CAGAAGCUCAUUUUCCACUGGGAGUCAAUGCACAGGGCAAAGACUCCGACUUGUGAAGUGCAGACACAUUGUGAAGGAAAAUGGAAAGGCAAUCGGCAGCCUAGAGGAUGCUUAAACUGCCUCUAAAGUGUGUCAUGAGAAGUUGGGUAUGGGUGAAAGCCAGCACUUGGGAGCUAGAGUCAAGAGGAUCGGGAGUCCAAAGCUAGCCUCUGUUACCUAGGGAGUUCCAGGCCAGUCUGGCUUGCUUGAGAUCCUGUUUUGUUUUGCUUUUUAAUAUAAAGUCAUGGAAAAGUCCAAGAAUGGAGAUCGUUACGCCCUUAACGCUGUUUAGAUGCAAAUUCUUCACGUUGUUUGUAGCCAGGAUUCAAACUCCGUUCUGCGAAGUCUUCAGGUUUCAUCCAAAUUAGAGGGUAUAACUUACCACCUGCUCACUAGACCCCAACAUUCUGUAACACCAGAGCAGAUGCCUGAGUAAGAGGAGAGGGGUUCGUGUCAAAGUCGCACCCCCCCCCCCCCACCUCUGCCGUGUCAAAUCCCCUAGGACCGGAACUCCUCCCCCUGGGAGCUCUUGUUUUGGAAACUGGUGGGGUGGGGCUAGAAAACAUUACAAUGGAGCGGGGCUGGAGGAGGUGUGCUUUUAUUUCAGAUUGUGUCAUUUGAGCGGACUCUCCCGAAACUACAGCUCACAGAACGGAGGCUGUGGUAGCUCCCCUGGGUUGUUAAGCUGGCACACCCCGGAGAACAGGCAACAGAGCAGGCGAGGGAGGCAGCAGAGGAGGGCAGCAAGCCGCACGCCUAGCCCGGCUCAUCCCUUCAACUUUGGCUUUUGCUGUGAUGAUUGUAACAGGAGGAGGAAGGGCUAGGAGAAACCCCUGAGGACAUAGAAUUGAAAAAGAGGUAGCAGUGCCCGUAAAGCAGCCCGCAGAUGCAAACGGGGAGGCCCAAGGAAGAGGAGGAAAAGGCUGGGCUCCGGCAACCUGCUGCUUGAUUUUACACAAAGGAGGUUUGAGAGAGGCGGGAUCAGAUUCUAAUAUCAGCUUGAGGCGAGAGCCAGCCGCUGAGCUCGGGAAGAUGAACCGGCAGGAAUUCACAGUGACUGGAGCAUGUACCACAGCGAGAGCUCCCAGGAAAAAGUAAGUCUGGGAAGGGAUUUGCGGAGCUUGACGGGAGCUCUGACAUCUCGCCCCUCUUGAAGGCAUGCCUCCGUCCCUGCGUUACCUCUUCGUAGUCUCUGUGACUACUGUCAUCGUUUUUAUUGUGCUGUACGUGUUAAGUUUUGGGGGACAUCAAAGCUACCAGAAGCUGAACGUCUCGGACUCCGUGAUGCUGUCUCAGGUGUGCACAUCCUUUGUCAACGGGAAAACCCCUUUCCCGUGGAGAAACAAACUAAUGAUCCACGAGACGCCUUCUUGCACGGAAUAUGUGACCCAAAGCCACUAUAUCACAGCCCCUUUAUCUCAGGAAGAGGUUGAGUUUCCUCUGGCCUAUGUCAUGGUCAUUCAUCACAAUUUUGACACCUUUGCAAGGCUCUUCAGGGCUAUCUUCAUGCCUCAAAAUAUCUACUGCAUUCAUGUAGACGAAAAGGCAACCCCUGAAUUCAAAGGUGCAGUGGAGCAGUUGGUGAGUUGUUUCCCCAACGCCUUUAUGGCUUCUAAGAUGGAGCCCGUGGUCUAUGGUGGAAUAUCCCGGCUCCAGGCCGACCUGAACUGCAUCAAAGAUCUGUCCGCCUCCGAGGUCCCGUGGAAAUAUGCCAUCAACACCUGCGGGCAGGACUUCCCCCUGAAAACCAACAAGGAAAUAGUUCAGUACCUGAAAGGGCUUAAGGGGCAGAAUCUCACCCCGGGGGUGCUGCCCCCAGCACAUGCCAUAGGAAGGACCAAGUAUGUCCACCGGGAGCACCUGAGCAAAGAGCUUUCCUAUGUGAUCAGAACCACGGCACUGAAGCCGCCACCUCCCCACAACCUCACCAUUUACUUUGGCUCUGCCUACGUCGCUCUAUCAAGAGAGUUUGCCAACUUUGUUCUUCGUGACCCCCGGGCAGUUGAUUUGCUCCAUUGGUCCAAAGACACUUUCAGUCCCGAUGAGCAUUUCUGGGUGACGCUCAAUAGGAUUCCAGGUAUGUGA
This is a messenger RNA of Myodes glareolus (Bank vole), 2124 nucleotides long. NCBI's taxonomy places the organism in Eukaryota, Metazoa, Chordata, Mammalia, Rodentia, Cricetidae. The record is from RefSeq and is a predicted model, not a curated record.